Molecule: messenger RNA, 1049 nt
Organism: Arabidopsis arenosa
Lineage: Eukaryota; Viridiplantae; Streptophyta; Magnoliopsida; Brassicales; Brassicaceae
Source: the annotation of a GenBank genome assembly
AUUCUCCUCCAUUAACAAAAGAGAGAGAACCUAAAAAGAAGAGAAAGAGAGAUCGGAAAUGUCGGUGACAUCAACGGUGGAGGAGAACCACCAGAAAAAUCCAUCAACGCCACCGGAGGAGGAGAAGAAGAAGAGGAGAUGGGUGUUUUGGGAUAGAAGGUGGAGGAGAUUAGAUUAUGUGAAAUUCUCAGCUUCUUUCACUGUUCAUUCUCUUGCUCUCUUGGCUCCGUUUUAUUUCACUUGGUCGGCUCUUUGGGUUACGUUUUUGUUUUACACCAUCGGUGGUCUUGGUAUCACCGUCUCCUAUCAUCGGAACUUGGCUCACCGGAGUUUCAAAGUCCCUAAAUGGCUUGAGUAUCUCUUAGCCUAUUGUGCCCUUCUCGCUAUUCAGGGAGAUCCGAUUGAUUGGGUGAGUACUCAUCGUUAUCAUCACCAGUUCACGGAUUCAGAACGUGAUCCACAUAGUCCCAAGGAAGGUUUUUGGUUUAGUCAUCUUCUAUGGAUCUAUGACUCUGCCUAUCUUGUUCAAAAGUGUGGAAGAAGAGCAAAUGUGGAGGAUUUGAAGAGGCAAUGGUUUUAUAGGUUUCUACAGAAAACAGUGCUGUUUCACAUUUUAGGAUUGGGCUUCAUUCUCUUCUAUCUUGGUGGCAUGUCCUUCGUCACUUGGGGAAUGGGGGUAGGAGCAGCGUUGGAAGUGCACGUGACUUGCCUCAUAAACUCACUCUGCCAUAUUUGGGGCACUCGAACUUGGAAGACCAAUGACACUUCUCGUAAUGUUUGGUGGUUAUCGGUAUUUUCAUUUGGAGAGAGUUGGCACAACAAUCAUCAUGCGUUCGAGUCAUCGGCUAGACAAGGACUUGAAUGGUGGCAAAUCGACAUUUCGUGGUACAUUGUUCGGUUUUUCGAGAUUAUCGGUUUAGCGACGGAUGUGAAAGUGCCUACGGAGGCUCAACGACGUCGUAUGGCUAUGGUUCGUUGAUGAAAUUGCGGGAGAGAGCAUAGAAAAAGGGAUCUAUUCUAUGUAAUUAGAAUAAUUUCUAAUCCUAAAA